CUCUCCCCCAUGGAUGCAAAAUGCUCCCAGCUUUUGCCUUCCGUUUGCGCCGUUCUGGCCGACCCCUGGCAUCCCGUGGCGGACGACACUUGUCUGGAAAAGCUGCUGGACUGGUUCAAGGCUCUGGCCAGCGCUGGGCCUAGUUUGCUGGUGUUAAAAGAGAACCCGUGUCUGAUCGAGUUCAUCCUUGCGGUGCUCAGACAAGGGGAACCAAACCCCGUUCUUCUGGCAUUUGUCCUGAGGCUCACGGGGAUCCUUGCGGCUUCUGAAAGCAGCUUCCAGCGUUUGCAGCAACAGGAGGUGGUGUUUGGAGCCUUUGGAGAAGCAGGACCCCUGGGCAGCCCACUCUGGGAAAACAUGACCAUUCGGAGCGGCUGGGUGCAAGGAGCCUUCGUCAUGCUGCAACAUUACAGCGCCUUCCAGUUCCUCUGCAACUCUGGAGCUCUGGAUGUGAUCUUCACUCUUCAAGGAGACCCCAGCCUCUUCAUCGCUGCGGGAGCCAACCGGCUCCUGGCCCGCCUGCUCAUUUUCUCCGUAGAGUCCGAACCGUCUCGUCUUCUCAGUCCAAAGGACAGCGAUUGGCCGGCCUGCGCCCGGAUGAUGGUCGCCCGCGUUGAGGAGGCUCUCAAGUCCCGCUCUCCGUCCCGGAUCAAGCAUUCCCUGAAGCUGUUAAUGACCUUAUUUGAACACAACCAGGAUGCCUGGACCGAAAUCUUGUGGUCACGCGUAGCAGAAAGGGUUGAAGCGCUCCUCGUGGAAGAGCCAGUCCAAGCAGGACCCUUGCUGGCUGAUUUAUUCCUUAGCGUGGCGAGGUCUCCUGCAUUUAGCUGUCACGAAUGCAGCCUUUGGAAGCUGGUGGCCCUUGCCCUGAAGAAUAUCGGCCUGGCUCAGGUCGGCUCUUUGGCACAUGGACUUUUGAAGCUUGAGGCAUGCCCACAGGCCAUCCAAGCCCAGAGCUUGGCUGUUUUGCUCCGGCCUAUGGACUACAUCUUGCGAGCUACUUCUCCUCACUUAGGUUUCCCAAGAUUGCUGGACGAGGCCCUUGCAGAUGCUUCCUCUGUGGAAUCUCUCCUCUCUACCAGUCUCCUAUGUCAGACGAUGGCUCAUCUUCAGGACGUCCAAGAGCUGGUGUGCUUGGCAGUGGAGUUUCCCCAUAAGCCUUUGUUAUGCUCCGUGGUGACCCUACUACAGCUUUGCGCUGGCCAGGCUGUGCCGUCCUCCUCCUGUGGAGCUACACUAGGCAACAUCUUGAUUGGCAGCUUCCGUGUUCAGAGGGCGGCCCUUAGCCUCCUGGGAGCGCUCUCCCGAUGGGCUGCGUCAGUUCACGAUGAAGAAAGGCUGCGAGCGUUUGGCGUUCUCCUGACAUACUUACGGAGUCCAGAGAGCAACCCUGUGAUUUUGAAGAAAGCCCUCCAAGGAACUUUGAAGUGGCUUCUGGGCGCCUUGGAACCAUCCAUCUCCCUCGCUGACCUCCAGCAGCACCGACAGUUUCUCAGAGAUACGGUCCAGGUGUUACGAAAACAUCUGUGCAGUCCGAGCUGGGAAGUCCGUGAUUCAUCCCUGGAGUUCCUCAGCCUGGCCAUGAAGCAUUUGAGAGGGCUAGACUGGUUUUGCCAAGAGCUGCUCUCUUCAGGGGUGCCCCUGCUUCUGGAAGAUCUUCUGGACGACCCCGAAAGUUACGUCCGAGCCAGCGCCGUGAAGACCUGGGGCCGCUUCUCCCUCCUGGCCCGCUCUGGCCCAGAAGCACCUGUCCUCAAGAGCACUGAGAGUGCCAAAGAGGUCUGCGUCGGCAGCGCUCGCUUGCUGGACAUCUUGUCUUCGGACUCCGAGGGCUUCCCUCGCCGAGCGGUCAUCGGGGUCUUCCUGGACUGGCUGAAGGAAGGACACCCCGAGGCCUCGGCAGCCCCCGCUGACCUUGUUUCUCGAGCUCUUCAAGCCGUGGAUGGAGACCUAGACUGGGAAGUCAGAAUGAACGCUCUGGAGCUGGUGGGCCUUUUCAUCGCCCAGAUGUUUGAGCCGCUGGGGCUCGGGGAGAGCUCGACUUCGGCUGCUUCUUUCCUUGCCAAGCCGCCCGCGUCUCUCCCCGACGUCCUGCGGCUCUUCGGCCAGAUGGGAAUGUUCGGCUUCCUUUUCAGAGCCCUUCAGGAUUGCGACAGGCCGGUGGCGCUCAAGGCCUGCCAAGUCCUUUUGGAUCUGAAAUCCAGCCUUUGCAGACACCGGUCGAAACGGUCCCCCUCGGGAGACCCCGCUGGGCUAAAGGAAGUUCCUGCAGAGACGCCCCCUUCUCUUUUGAGCCUGACUGUGGGGGAGGCUGCCGAAAAGGGUGGCCAGGAUCCAGAAAGGCUGCGUCUGAUCCUAGAAUCUAUGGACCUGGAGGGUUUGCGAAGGACUCUGGAUGUGAGCAGCGAUUAUCUGGAGAGGAGCCCAGAGUCUCUCCUGCAGGACAUCCUGUCUGCUGCCAGGAAUACAGAGGAGAACAAAGUAGACUGCUAUUGAAGUGACAGGCUGGAGCUCGCCGGCCAGUUUGGGAAAGGGGCUACUUUCAGAACUGAAUGACUGCAAGCACACUCCUUGUCCAGCUACCUCCAGAAAGUGGGCCUGGUGGAGAGUGAAUUAAGAUUAAAAAAAACCCGUACAGGAAGAAUAAACACCAAAGAAGAGCUAAUGGACACUUGCACCAAAAGGCAAAACUCACACAAGCUUAGGGUGAAUUGAAUGCAAGGGAU
Molecule: messenger RNA, 2726 nt
Organism: Protobothrops mucrosquamatus (brown spotted pit viper)
Lineage: Eukaryota; Metazoa; Chordata; Lepidosauria; Squamata; Viperidae
Gene: BRAT1
Product: BRCA1 associated ATM activator 1
Exons: 13
Coding region: 10-2496 (828 amino acids)
Biological process (GO): DNA damage response; positive regulation of protein phosphorylation; cell population proliferation
Cellular component (GO): nucleus
Source: RefSeq, a predicted model, not a curated record